AUGGCGUUGGACUGCGACGCGAAAUGGAAUGAUGAAUCCUUGUGUUCGCUCGGAUCAAAGCAAACCUCAGGCGGACGGUCCAUCAGACAACAACGAAAAUGGCGAGAUACAUUUCGGCGUCGCCCACGACGAAAUACAUACACUGGGGUGGGUAUAGGAUGGGUUGUGGUGGUAAUGCUGGCGGUUUUGUCUUUUGCCUCUGCUGCAUCUCUUGAGUUUGAGAACUGUCUAGAUACCACCAUCCUCGAUUCCAAUCCUCGACAACUGCAGUUCGUCCCGCUCGAUGUCGCCGUCACCCUGAACAUGACAAACUCGCUGUAUCCUCUCGAUGUUAUCGUUUACGGCAACGUCAGUGGUACUGCGAACCGAAGCGCUGACUAUCCGGCGCCCAACGACGCGCAGUGGGACAACCCGAAUUCAACCUUUGGGAAAAUCAUUGAUUUAGAUGUUGACAACAACAACUACUCAACCCUCAUAGCUUCUAUACAAGUCGCCAGCUUUACUCCAUAUUCCGAAGCAUCUAGAUUUUGUGACUCCGUCACCCAAGGGGAUUGUCCGCUAGGACCUGUGUUUUAUAAGAACGAGACCGACCUUGCUGCCCUGCGAGCCUUCUCCGUUCACCAUGAUAUGGUCUCGUCUUACCACUUUUCCACUCUCCACACAACGUUUACCAUCAUAUCCGGCGACCGAGCCGCUGAUAGACUUGGAUGCAUAUCUGUCAACAUUACUCCAGACCUAGGCUCUACUGUGAAGGAUGCUCUGGCGUUUGUGCCGCUUGCCAUUUUGAUAUUGGUGGGAAUGGCCACUGUUUCCGCCGCGAUAUACAGCCCAUGGGGAACGACAGACCCAUUCCGUUGGACGAGUAACUACGGCCGUGAUGAAGACGUCCUGCGUCUUGUGACUCCCGGCUUCGGAGACUGCCUGCAAUACAUACAGUUCGUCGUUCUCACGGGGGCCUUAUCGUUGAAGUACCCUGGAUACUACCAGCCGGUGGUCAGCCAGGCUGCCUGGUCAUCGCUCAUGUUCAACCAGAGCUUUUUUGGAACCGCGAAUGACCCUGUGGUUGAUGGGGUUUAUGCCGUCAACGGCACCCGUGGCCUGGAUAGGUUGGAAAAGUAUGUUGGUAUGGACGGGGCACGCGAUGUUUGGCCUGCAAUGAUGGUCUGGCUGCUUUCAAUUGUUGGGAUCAUCAUAAUUCUAAUCCAGUUCGCUUUCGCUUUUCGCUGGGUCUAUCGCGAACUUGCGAGAAUCCCGGAAGAGGACCUCCGUGCCAAAAAUAUGCCAUUCACUGUCGGCAAUGUCAUUCGAAUCGUCUAUAAUUUCUUCUUUCUACCGCUUAUCUCUCUUUCCUUCUUUCAACUGGUCGCCGCCCGCGAGUCUCCCGCGUACUGCGUGGCACUUGCAGGAGUUGUCAUCUUCAUAUUAAUAUGUUUCUCCAUAUGGAUUAUCCGAUUAAUUGUCACGACCCGGCCAAGAUCAUACCUUUUCGAUGACCUACCGACCGUGCUUCUGUAUGGCCCGUUAUACAACACUUUCUCGGACGAUGCAGCGGCCUAUGCCGUAAUCCCAAUAUUCAUAUCAUUCGCCCGGGGUGUGGCGAUUGGCGCUGUCCAAGCGUCAGGAAUAGCCCAGAUUGUCCUUUUGGCGAUUUGCGAAGUUGUUUCGGUCUUGACCAUCAUAGCAUUCCGCCCCUUUCCUGCUCCGUCAUCUAUGAACUUUUACCACAUCUGCUUUUCCAUCGUCCGGUUCUUGACAAUACUACUCAGCAUUGUCUUUGUUCCAUCCCUUGGUAUCUCUGAAGCCGCCCGAGCUUGGAUCGGCUAUGUUAUUCUCUUACUCCAUAGCCUAGUUCUCGUUUUCGGAUUCUUCUUGAACGCUUUGCAAACCUUGAUUGAAGUCACUGCUCGCCUGCUUGGUGCUGGAGGUAAUGAGGCCGGUGCCACCCGUGGAGGCCUUGUUAAGGUCCUCGGUAUGCGUCAAUUGUCACGGCGCAACCCAAGGCGUGACGUCGUUACGCGGCAAAGCAUGGCUUCUGAUGCGGCAAUGCUAGCACAUACUGACGACCGACUUUCAUCACAGUUUGACGGCUCUCGGCCUAGAAGUCUUUCGGGCAGCUCAGCUCUACUGCUUAACCGAGCGACAGCAAAUGAAAGCAAAGGAAGUGCUAUAUAUGAGGCCGGCGAAAGAUCCCACAGCCGGGCUAAUAGCGCUGGCUUAUACACACCCACUACCCUGGGAGGAUUCCAGGGCUCUGGUUAUCAAACAACCGGAAGCAACUCGCCAAAGAUUGGUCCGAUCUUUGCAAUGCAACCACAAGAUCCAUAUUAUCGCCCGCCAAGGUCUCGUAAACGCACUGGCUUUUCGGACGACUCUGGUAGAAGGCGUUCUUCCACUCUCUUCCGGGAUGCAGAAAUGGAUGACGAUAUCAUCGAGGGACCUUCAGUCUCCAGAAGGGGCACGCCCAUACCUGCCUAUAUCCCUGCACCGAAGGAUGACCUGGACUUUGACGAGCCGCGAAAAUCGCGAAAGGAUUAUGCAGUCCGUGAAGUAGAUUUCUACUACCGAGUUCGCGGUCCUCCGCUCUCGCACACUGGCACCCGAAAAUUGAAGACUGGACCUGCGGAUCCCACAGGGCCUGUCUCCUCCGCUACUGGUUUCUUUCGAAACCUGUUCAGUGGAAAGACGAAGGAUAAAGGCAAGGGAUUCGAAGUGGUCCGAAGUUCAAGAGCGCCCCCGCCUGGUCUCAUUCCUGAGAGAGAAGAUGUCCAUGAGCCAUAUACCGAUGAGCCUGGCGACCAGGACAGUCUAAAUCGUGACAAGUCCGCUCCAGAAGACGACAACACGCCUCAGGAAGGUGACGGCAACGAUGAUCCCAAACAUGAGGAGACUCAGUUAAGCUUGCCGCUUAUCGAUUCUGGUGGAACCAUAGAACUCCCUAGCCGCGUGGGAUCCCAGCGUGAUACUGGAACCCCGCCAUUGCCACCGAAGACCCCUUCCAUCUCAAGCAAAAGGCGUGCGUCUCAGGGAGAAUUGGUUCACAACGAGGAUGAGCAAUACGAUGACUCUUCGCUUCGACCUGCUCAACCCUCCGCCCGGUUGCCGUUCAGCGCAAACAGCUCGCCUUCUCGCGACCGAAACUACUCUCUUGCCUCUACAUCCGCGUCGACAUCAUCCGGCCACGACAGAACCGCCCGAUCUCGCACUGAGCGGCCGUCCAGCGUAGGAUAUGUUGCUCAACAUCGUACCCGAGACAACAUCCAUCAGGGCCAUCCCGAAGAACCGUCAUUUACUGAAAGCGCGGCCGAGCUCGUGAAUGAGACUCCUAGUGAAGGAAACCGAUCCCAACCCUCUCGCGCAUCCUCACGAUACACAUGA
Molecule: messenger RNA, 3375 nt
Organism: Aspergillus mulundensis
Lineage: Eukaryota; Fungi; Ascomycota; Eurotiomycetes; Eurotiales; Aspergillaceae
Exons: 3
Coding region: 1-3375 (1124 amino acids)
Biological process (GO): transmembrane transport
Source: RefSeq, a predicted model, not a curated record